This is a messenger RNA of Pantherophis guttatus, 2058 nucleotides long. It is a transcript of the gene DCAF12, whose product is annotated as DDB1 and CUL4 associated factor 12. NCBI's taxonomy places the organism in Eukaryota, Metazoa, Chordata, Lepidosauria, Squamata, Colubridae. Gene Ontology annotation, molecular function: protein binding. Gene Ontology annotation, cellular component: Cul4-RING E3 ubiquitin ligase complex. The record is from RefSeq and is a predicted model, not a curated record.
GGGCGGCGGCGGCGGCGGCGGGCGUCCCUGUCCUUCCCCUCCCCCUUCAUGCGGGGCCCGGGCCGGGGCCGCGCCCGAGUCGCCCCCGCCCGUUAUGGCCAGGAAGACAGUUAGCAGGAAGAGGAGAGCGGCCGCCCCCGCGGCGGGGCCCGGCGGAGAGCAGUACGGCUGGGAUCACUCAGUUCACAAAAGGAAGAGGCUUCCGCCAGUGAAGCGGUCCUUGGUGUGCUACCUGAAAGGACGAGAGGUGCGGCUUUCCAACGAUUCCAGCUACCACCGCUUGCUGCAUGCAUACGCAGCUCAGCAGCUGCCCGGGUUGCUGAAGGAACGAGAAUUUCACCUGGGCACUCUUAACAAAGUCUUUGCGUCGCAGUGGUUAAACCACCGGCAAGUGGUGUGCGGGACGAAAUGCAACACGUUGUUUGUAGUCGACGUCCAAAGUGGGCAGAUCACCAAGAUUCCCAUCCUGAAGGAUCGAGAGCCCCACAUCGUCAACCAGCAGGGCUGUGGGAUCCAUGCCAUCGAGCUCAACCCUUCCAGGACCCUCUUGGCCACCGGGGGCGAUAACCCCAACAGCCUCGCCAUUUAUCGCCUGCCCACCCUCGAUCCCGUGUGCGUGGGAGAUGAUGGGCACAAAGAUUGGAUAUUUUCUAUUGCAUGGAUCAGUGAUACAAUGGCUGUUUCUGGCUCCCGAGAUGGGUCAAUGGGCCUCUGGGAAGUGACGGAUGAAGUCUUGGCCAAGAGUGACGCACGGCGCAACCUGGCGCAACCUGUCCCCGUCUAUGCACACAUAACCCACAGGGCACUGAAGGACAUCCCCAAGGAGAACACUAAUCCCGCCAACUGCAAAGUCCGGGCGCUUGCUUUCAACAACAGGAACAAGGAACUGGGAGCUGUUUCUCUGGAUGGAUAUUUCCACCUCUGGAAAGCAGAACACAUGCUGUCCAAGCUCCUCUCCACCAAGCUGCCCUACUGCCGGGAAAACGUGUGUCUGGCCUAUGGUCAGGAGUGGUCGGUGUACGCCGUUGGGUCUCAGGCCCACGUCUCUCUCCUGGACCCCCGACAGCCUUCCCACAAGGUUAAGUCUGUCUGCUCCAGAGAGCGAGGAAGUGGCAUCCGCUCCGUGAGCUUCUACGAACACAUCAUCACGGUGGGGACGGGACAGGGCUCCUUGCUGUUUUACGACAUCCGAGCCCAGAGGUUCCUGGACGAGAAACCGCCACAGAAUUUCUACGGAUCAAAAUUGGCAGGAAGUGAAAUUCUCAAACUCUCAACCGGCAAAGGUUGGCUGAAUCAUGAUGAAACCUGGAGGAAUUACUUUUCGGACAUCAGUUUCUUCCCCAACGCCGUUUACACGCACUGCUACGACUCGUCGGGCACGAAGCUUUUUGUGGCAGGAGGUCCUCUUCCUUCCGGACUCCACGGGAAUUACGCCGGCCUCUGGAGCUAGUGACACUUUUCCCCGGGGAAAAAAAAGCCUCUGGAAGCGUGACUUUCUCCUUCUCCUCCUCCUCCUCCUUCACCUUCAUUUUCUCUCCUUUUUUAAAAACAAAAGGAUUUGCGUGGUGGACAUUCCCGUCUUCUGGUUUUGAUGCCACUCGGGGUUUAAACAUUUUUUUUUUUUUUAAGGAGGGGAAACCGUCGAUCCCGUCGGGUCUCCCAGAAGUUUUUGUACAUUUUUAAAAAUGGGGUGUGUUGUUGGGUUUUUUUUUUCUUUUUGGUUGCUGUUGUUGUGGUGGUUGUUGACCUGCUUUUAACUUUCUACAAUAGACUGAGGGUUGGCGCCCUUUUUAUUGCGUUUCCUAAAAAUGGCGGCGUCUUCGCCCCCGAGCUUAGGCUGACCGACCGACCAUAAGUCUCAUUUUUCUCCUCUUACUUCGCUGGGAGGUAGGAUCCCUCGAUUCGAUCGGCUGCUGCCGAGCUUUCUAUGAAAGCCCAGGGGCUGUUUGUGUGUGCGCGCGCGUGCGCACGCAUAUGUGUGUACAUGUAUGUGCAGGUACUUUGUCGGUCACCUUUCCUGGAAUAAAAACAAUCUAAUUAAAAAUCAAAAUGUAUUUA